Molecule: messenger RNA, 381 nt
Organism: Rhagoletis pomonella (apple maggot)
Lineage: Eukaryota; Metazoa; Arthropoda; Insecta; Diptera; Tephritidae
Exons: 2
Coding region: 1-381 (126 amino acids)
Source: RefSeq, a predicted model, not a curated record
AUGGCAGUCGAACAAACAGUUAACGUUUGUAGACUUAAUACUCGUUCGGAUUUGGUCAAAUCAAUUUUAUCGUUAACUACCUUCAGUGAUUCAAAAGACGUAGUGGCAAAAAUGAUAGUCGAACAAAAUAAUCAAGUGAAAGAACGUAAAGCGUACAAUAGUGACGUUAAUAACAGUAGGUACAUUAAUAACGGUCCAAGGCAUAACGGCAACAAUUUCAACAAUAGUAAUAGGUCUUCAAAUAACAACAAUCGAAACCAUAACAACAACAAUAACAGUAAUAGACGUCCAAAUUCACGCAAUAAUCCUAAUGUGCGCGCUUUAAACGCCUAUACCCCUCAGGAGCGAACACCGAGGGUGGAGGAAUUGGACAAUAAAUAA